Molecule: messenger RNA, 3454 nt
Organism: Carassius auratus (goldfish)
Lineage: Eukaryota; Metazoa; Chordata; Actinopteri; Cypriniformes; Cyprinidae
Gene: nectin1b
Product: nectin cell adhesion molecule 1b
Exons: 6
Coding region: 613-2112 (499 amino acids)
Biological process (GO): homophilic cell-cell adhesion; heterophilic cell-cell adhesion; protein localization to cell junction
Cellular component (GO): adherens junction
Source: RefSeq, a predicted model, not a curated record
GAACAAAACAAAAAACAAAUAAUAAAUAUAAAAAUACUUGGAACGGAUCUCACGUCCAUUGAUACAUCUUCAGCACCCAACUAAAAAAUAAUCUGAUAAUCCCCAGACUCUCAAACUGGAACAGACCGGGACCGUUGGGACUUUCUAGGACAUAUUCUGAUUACUACUGCGCAAAAAAAGUACAGAAGAAUCGUAUUAUACCUACUUGUAUUGUGGAGCAAACGGAUCGGAUGCAUUAAACGCCCCGUUAUCCAGGGCACUAUACACUUCUGUUUCGAGUGGGUUGAACAGCCGCACUGGAUUCAACGCUUGGGAUGCGGGAUCCCUGAACUUAUCUGCUUCUUAUGCACCUCGUCGAGCGGACUUUUCAUCUGCAGAAUCAGUGAGAGUCGAUGCGUAUCUUAUAGUCGGGCUUUGGAUUUGAUCUAGAUUGCUGGCUGUAAACUCUCCUGCAGAAGUUGCACUGAAUACAGUUUUAUUAACAGUUGACUUUCUGUCGUAUAGUGAAGGGUGGACAGAGGUGGAUUGUGUUGAAGUUGCAUGAAUCACCGGAUCGCUCUUUGCAGAUCGCGAUAUAUCAGAUCGGAUAUUUGGCGCAAGGCGUGAAGAGCGAUGGCGAUGCUGGCGACUUUUUGGAUAGUCCUGCUGGUCGCGUUAAACGCUCCAGCAGGAAACGGGCAGUCGGUGCAGACGGACCCCAGUAAGUCAGGGUUUGUGGGAGAUACGGUCGAGCUGCGAUGUGUAUUCAUCAACGGUAAGCCACCAGUGAAGAUCUCUCAGGUCACCUGGCAAAAGGUGAUAAACGGCACAAAACAAAACGUCGCCACCGCAAACCCAGACUUGGGAGUAUCAGUGUUGCCCCCUUUCAAAGACCGUGUGAGCUUCAAGCACCUGCGCCAGAGGUCCACUUCUACUCUAGAGGAUACCACUAUUGUGGUCAGCAACCUACGGCUCUCUGAUGAGGCAGCCUACAUCUGCGAGUACACCACCUUCCCAGCAGGCAACAGGGAGAAUAUGGUCAACCUCACCGUCUUUGCACGGCCAGUGACCAAGAUGACCUUGAAUUCACCCACCAUCGUGGCAAGGACGCCGAGACGCAAGAUGCCCGUGGCCACUUGCAUGUCGGCUAACGGCAAGCCUCCUAGCGUCAUCAAAUGGGACACCACUCUGAAGGGCGAAGCCACGUUUCAGGAAACGCGCAAUCCGAAUGGCACCGUGACCGUGCGCAGUAACUAUAUCGUAUUGCCCAGCCGCGAGACCCAUCGUCAGAAGUUGAGCUGCAUCGUCACCUACCGCGCAGAACGCUUUAUAGAAAGCGUCAUACUCAACGUUCAGUAUGAGCCAGAGGUAAAAAUCGAGGGAUUCGACGGAAACUGGUAUCUGAAUCGUCAAGAUGUAAAGCUGACGUGCAAUGCAGAUGCAAAUCCAGCUGUCACCGUCUACCAGUGGAAACUGUUGAAUGGAUCGCUUCCAAACAAUAUUGAAAUCAAGAACAACACCCUGUUCUUCAAAGGCCCGGUGACCUAUGAGUUCGGAGGAACGUAUGUCUGCGACGCCACCAAUAGCAUCGGCACACGCUCUGGACUGGUAGAGGUCAACGUGACGGAAUUCCCUAACUCCCUGCCUUUUGAUGGCCGUGAGAUCCCACUGGAGGAGCAUAGUUCCGGUGCUGUCAUCGGCGGUGCAGUUGGUGGGGUGGCAUUGCUGGUGGCUGCCAUCGCACUGCUCGUCUUCUUCCUGCGGCGGCGUCAGCGCACCUUUAAGGGCGACUACAGCACCAAAAAGCACGUGUUCGGGAAUGGAUACAGCAAGGCCAGCGGCAUGCCCGCUCAUCCUCCGAUGACCAAGAACCUGCAGUACCCUGACGACUCGGACGAUGAAAAGAAACCGGCACAAAUCAGCGGGCCCGGCGGUUUCGAGGGCGGCGAUCGGGAUUUCGAUGGCAACUCUGAGGAUCUGAAGAGACCCUAUUUCACCGUAGACGAAGGAGAAAGUCGUGAUUACGACGAACGGACUCUCGCCUUCCAGUACGACCCUGAGCCCGAGAUCGCCGAUGACAUGGUCUCCCAGACCGACGGCUCUGUUAUUUCAAAGAAAGAGUGGUAUGUGUAGAGUGGCAUGCAACGUCAAAAAAAAAGAAAAAAAAAAGAUCAACAACCUUUUGUCCUCUCUUGCAUCCGACCACACCCAUCCACCUCCAUCACUAGAACCCUCCCUCAAUGUGUUUAUCCCUAUUUGCACAUCCCACCCCUGACCCAGUAACCUCCGCCCCCAUCAGAUUCCAUCGAAAUAAACAGCUGUAGAAAAAUAGCUUGCAGCAUCAACACAUCAACAUCAUUACACAUCCACGCGCUUUUAGAUGAACCUGCUACAACAGCGAGAGGUUUUCUCACAGACUGAUGCCAACCAACAUCCAGUAAGGCUGGACAGGCAGGUUGCUUGAAAAUAUUACAGUGUAUUAUCCUUUUUGUCUCAUUUUGUUGUUAUUAUAAAUGUAUUAAAUGUAUAAAAAGAGACUGUAACCGUUUUGGAAAGGGGUAUAUUGCUGAUCAUGUUGUGAAAGUCUUACACUGGAUGUAUGAUUAUUUUUUUUAUUGUUUGUUUGUAUUGUUUUUAUCUCAUUAGCAUAUCACCAUUACUUUUACAUGUAUCAUAUGUUUUGUUUGUUUUUAUAUAGUCUUCUUUUCAAAUGGAGUGUUGGUUACCAGAAAAUGUGGAACAAAACAGUACAAUAAUUAUUCCCACCCACCGUGUCAUUACGAGGUCGAAGGUUGCAUUAGCACUAUUGUGUUUAAUGGAAACAUCAUAAUCCUGUGGUUCUUGUUACAAACGCCGCUCCCAGCUCCCUGAAUGGAGAUCCAGGGGUCCGAGAAUGUGGCAUGGCCUGGAAGUGUACAAUCCAAUGAAACAAAAAAAGCAUGUGGGUUCUGACUGCUCUCCAAAAACAGUAUUUAUUUUAAGACCCUGCUCUGCUGAGAGCUGAAGAACACAUCUGCAGUGUUAGUCAUAUGCACACUGCAGUCAUGCAUGCAGAACGGGGCCUAGACAGAUAUACCGUGCCCACCUACCAUUCUCCAUGCCAGUCUUAGUCAUUCUCCAUCCACAGAUCCACCUCGGAUGUGCCAUCAUGUUAUCAUAGUGAUGCUUUCUAAAAUCCAUUUCCUCUGAAACUCUUAAGACGCAAAAGGAUAAUCCUGUAUAAUGUGGUGUUGUUAUAAAGACAGGGUGUUUGUUAUUUAGAACUGGUGAUGUGGAGUGGUCAAAAUGUUUUCAAGAUCUUGUAAAUAUGAGCAGGUUCAAUGGUAAUGUUUAGUUCCACAGGAGAUUUCGACACGGGCGUGUAGCGCUUGUGUCAACCACCAUAUAGAGCCUUUUGAUGGAAGUAGUUUUUCCAAAAGUAGGUAAAAGCACAUAAAUUAAAUUACGGAAAAGUUUUGAGCCAAAGCUAAAUCAG